GGGUUACGAUGUAGCAUCCGGAGCAGAAGAUGGCGCUGAUGCACCAAUAAGCCGAAUUCCAACGAAACAACUGAAACACGACUAACAAACCAGCGUUUGUGCGAUCACAACGUUCGUUCCUCUUAGUUUACUCCAAAAUGCCAGCCAAAAGACGUCUACAAAUGGGCCAUGUCGCUCCACCACCUACCAAAAUACCAGUGUCUGUGAAAAGCAAACAACACUUGACUCAUACCGGUACUAAAAGUUCCCGGGCAGUUAAGGCCAACACCACCACGCCGAAAAAAGAUGCACCACUAACAGAGUUGGAAAAAUUGGACUCUCUGCGAUCUAAAUUGGAGCAAUCACUGGAUGCGUUCAUCAGGGCCAGGAAAGAGCUAGAGGAAAUAUUCCCAACAGAGGGCAGCAAUGAACAGGAACAUUUACUGUCUGCAUCUACACACUUGAAAGCUGAGCUGAAGCGGCACCGAGAACUGGCAUCCAGAAUAGAGACAUCCGUAAAAGGAAAUUCCAAGCAAAAGAAUCCCAGCCAAGGGUGGCUAUGCUUAUCCUAUAGAUUGAAGAGCCUGGUCAUUCAGGAAGGACUUACAGUAGAGCUGCUUCGCUUCCACAUUGUGGUUCACUUCCUGCUGCCCAGGGAACACCUCGGUGUCUUGCAAGUGGAGUUGGAGGAGGACAGUUGCUCCUGCAACCCGGAUGAGUUAGGCCUGGUACACGCACACAAAAACUUUUUUUAUCUGCUCCAGACCCCACACAGAAAGAUUAAAAAAUUGGCCAUUCAACAGUUUUGGUCAUCAUGUGUGUUGUGUGUGCAGAGAAUCUCAACACAGCAGACCAAACACACACAGAUUCUGUUGGAACCGCAGAUCUUGAAGUCAUGUGAAAAGAAAACGAAGAAGAAACACUUCCGGAUACGCGGUGAUGUUUAUAUAUGUGUACAUGGACAUCCUGAACACCGAGCUUGUAUAGGCAUUUGAUGCUGUGUAUUUAGUCUAUUGUACUUUAUCACAUUUAUGAAACUAUAAAAAGAUAGAUUAGUAAAGCAAGAAGCGGGGUUCAAAAGAGAGAUGAUGUGGGUAAGAAUAAAAGUAAGAGUGUCGCUAUUUUAAA
Molecule: messenger RNA, 1107 nt
Organism: Phyllopteryx taeniolatus (common seadragon)
Lineage: Eukaryota; Metazoa; Chordata; Actinopteri; Syngnathiformes; Syngnathidae
Gene: itgb3bp
Product: integrin subunit beta 3 binding protein
Exons: 9
Coding region: 138-974 (278 amino acids)
Biological process (GO): CENP-A containing chromatin assembly; regulation of DNA-templated transcription
Cellular component (GO): nucleoplasm
Source: RefSeq, a predicted model, not a curated record